Cataglyphis hispanica is the source of this 536-nucleotide messenger RNA. RefSeq lists its product as uncharacterized. The record is from RefSeq and is a predicted model, not a curated record. Lineage: Eukaryota; Metazoa; Arthropoda; Insecta; Hymenoptera; Formicidae. The coding region runs from base 84 to 536 and encodes 150 amino acids. The transcript is spliced from 5 exons.
UGGACACAUCGCAGUGUCAGGAAGAAAGUCUAUCGUAAGAAAAGAUAGAAUUAAGUUUCUCAGAAUAUUCAAAAAUUAGCAGAAUGAAGAUUUUCAUGCUCGUCACGUGUGUACUGGCCAUUGCUACUAUGGUCUACACUGCUGACUUCCCAACAGUACAGAGGUACCAAAACACUGUCGAAAUACAGCAAUACCUAAAGAAUCUCAAAAUAUGUCGCAACGAAUUAUAUUUGUCAUAUGUACCUAUACCCGAUCUUUUUGAGGAUUACGCAGUACCACUGUUGAAUUGUUUGAUUUAUAAAACUAAUUUAAUCGAUGAACAAAAUAUACUAAACUCGUACCAUAAGUUUUCAAGAUAUUUGGAGGAUAUCAUCCUCGAUAAGCAAAAAUUGCAGUUAGCACGUCGCCAACUUGAUUCUUGUUUCAAUAUGGUGAAUCAAAACGGAGGAGCCGAUGAAAAAAUAAUAAUGCAAACUAUAGAAUGCUACGCGCCAAUACUACCGAUUGUUAGUCCUACCUUCAUGGAAGAUUUAUAA